AUGUCUACAAUCCUCAUACCCCUCUACAUCUACCCCUCCUUCUCGUCCUCGCACGAGUCCUCCGGCUGGGCCCCGCUCUUCCGCGCCCUCACCACGGCCCUCACCAAGAACCCGUCAUUGGAGUUUCUGGUGGUUAUCAACCCCGGCAACGGACCGGGACCCGACUACCCCAUCCCCAACGCCGAUUACCGCGCGGCUCUAUCCAAGCUUUCCGACACCACACAAUAUCCCAAUGUAAAGGUCAUUGGCAAUCACCCGCCGGUGAACACGGGUUUAUGGCAACAUUGCACCAUUACCUCCGAGUCUCCGAUCCAGCAGCCCGGCAAGGACAUCUCUUACGACGCCCGCCGAGCCGCCGAUCACGGUUACCAGUGGCUCUUAAAAAAUCGCCGGCGCUUGGACACCUGGACACCACCUUAUCCGCACCUUCAGGUUGUCCGCACCGUGUCCCCGGCCGGCCGGAGUCCGGGACACGCACUUGAGCCUGGAACUUGUUUGACUCAGUGGAGCAUCUCCGCCGACAACAACCCGCUGCCGAUCCGCUCGCCGAGAACAAACAAUUCUCCGGUCCUAGGUUACUACGCCGAGGGUCGGAUGAACGCCCGAACCGUGCGACUGGAGCACACUGGUGUUUCUCCCGGGGUUCGGGCCUUGUGUGGAGGAGUCCUCAUGCUCACGGGCCUCAAGGUUGGCGGUCAAUGUCUGAGCGAAAAAGCAACCGAGAUUUCGGAUUUCCCAAACUUGCUUUUUCGUCUGUUUUUUUUGGCGAGUCCGCUCCGCUCCAACCCGGCUCCGCUCCAACCCGGCUCGGUUCCAACACGGCUCGGUCCCAGCCCGGGCUCGGCCCCACGGGGAUCUUGGCGGGGAGGAUCUCAAUUUACCCUUGCGAUCCGCUUGGACGGCAUCUUUGUCGACGAAGUCCCAAUAGACGCCCAGUAUCUCGACUACCUCCAGCGCAUCACGGACAGUGUACGGUCCGGCUUUGCUGAGGCUGCAUAUCGCCGGAGCCAUUGUGAUAGUAUUAAUAGCAGCGAAAACACUUCCUUGUCAGCACCAUCGUCAUCGGCAACAUCCUCGACGACGGGACUGGGCAUCGUGAUCCACAAUCCAGGCAUCUUCCCCUCGGCCGACUCCUCUGACGCCUUCUUCUCCCCUCGCCUGGUGAAUUACGUGGUGGUGUUCGAGAACUGCCUCGCCGCCUGGUGGGACUCGGGUGACUAUGUCAACGCUAACCUCGCUCUGUUGACGCCCGAGAAGCGGGCCAAAGCGAUAGCUGUUGCCCACACCUGCGGCUGUGGUCCAAAAAGCCAAGCGGGUGGUAGCAGUGGCGGCCGCCCCCAGCAGCCAGAUCUAGAAGGCCACCAUGCCGCCGAAGCAGAGAAGACCGAAGGCAGUGAAAAAGAGGCCAUCAAAAAGAACGUGCAGAACUUCUUGGACGAGGUGGUCACACAGCAUAAACUUGCCGGACACUUUGCCACGUCUGCUACUGACUAUGCGACGUGGUGCUCGGGUUGGGAAGGUUAUGUGGAGGUGGCGUGUGACUUGGGCGGCAGCAACAUGUUGACGGGCGAGGCCAGUGAGGAAGGGCUUCAUGGCUGAAUCAGGGUUACUUUUUGAAUGUGCCUCCCGCAAGUAGAUAGACGAGAUAGACCAGUGGAGGUAUAACCGGAAUAGACAGGUAUAGACUCUCCUAAAGAGGCACCAUCUGGAUGCCCUUGGAGCG
Neurospora crassa OR74A is the source of this 1723-nucleotide messenger RNA. RefSeq lists its product as hypothetical. The record is from RefSeq and is a predicted model, not a curated record. NCBI's taxonomy places the organism in Eukaryota, Fungi, Ascomycota, Sordariomycetes, Sordariales, Sordariaceae. The transcript has 5 exons. Bases 1 to 1599 code for a protein of 532 amino acids.